AUGAAAAGCAUGGAGUAUUCUGAGAGAUCCUUUGAUUCUCUUAGUGAAUCAAUUCAUUCUCUCAUGGGAAUGAAGACAGACCUAACUUGUAAUUGGGUGGAUUCAGUCCGUGGCAUAAUCAAGACCCUGCAGCCACAGCCAUCUGGUUGUGUGAGAGAUGAUAAAGAAGAAGAAAGAAAAGCAGAGAAACAGGAAGUACUAGAUGGUAACAAGACAUGCGAAAAUUGUAGCAAUAAUGACGAACCAAACGCUGCCAUUUCAAAGAUUAAAGAUGAACUUGCAGUCUUAGAUGCUUGCAUUAAGAAACUGAACAUUCAGAGGAGACAAGUUCUCAAUGAGCUCCUGGACUUGAAAGGGAAUAUUCGUGUAUUUUGUCGGAUAAGACCCAUUAGCAUUGCCACUAAACAGCCAGUUGCAGCUUUGGGAUCAAAUGAAGUGCUCAUAAAUUUGCCAGACCAUAAGUCCAAAAUAUAUAGCUUUGACAAGGUUUUCCAUCCUUCUUCCUCACAAGGUGAGGUCUUUUCAGAAAUUGAACCAAUAAUCAAGUCUGCUCUGGAUGGCUAUAACGCAUGCAUAUUUGCUUAUGGGCAGACGGGCACAGGGAAAACAUUCACAAUGGAAGGCACGGAGGAGUUUCCAGGGGUUGUGCCCCGUGCGAUUGAGGCGCUCUUUAAGCAUGCGGCAGACAGUAACCAUGCAUUCCUCUUCAGCUUCAGUAUGCUGGAAAUAUACAUGGGAUAUCUAAAAGAUCUCCUCAUUCCUCAUAGUCAGACAACAAAGUCAAUGUUCCCUUUACCACCAUGUCUCUCAAUUCAAACACAUCCCAAUGGAGAGAUCGAGAUUGAAAACCUUGUGACCAUCCAAGUAAAUGACUUCAACCAAGCCAUGAGACUGUACAAGUUAGGAUGUGGUUUCAGAUCCACUGCUUCCACAAAUUCCAACCGAACAUCAAGCAGAUCUCACUGCAUGAUUCGCAUAUCAGUUUCCAGUUUAAGUGCCAGCGAACGAAGAAGGUUAACAAACAAACUGUGGAUGAUCGACCUUGGAGGAAGUGAACGUGUCCUAAAAACAAAAGCACUGGGGAGAAGAUUUGAAGAAGGAAAAGCAAUUAAUCUUUCCCUUUCUUCCCUCGGAGAUGUCAUCCACGCCCUUCAAAGUAAAAGGCGCCACAUUCCUUACAGGAAUAGCAAGCUGACACAAGUUCUUAAAGAUUCCCUAGGUGAUGAUUCGAAAACGCUAAUGCUUGUUCAUGUCAGUCCCCGAGAAGAAGAUUUGUGCGAGACAUUGUGUACAUUAAAUUUUGCAACACGAGUUAAAAGGAUUCAACUAAGAAAUGAAGAAUCAUCAGAAGUGAAGGAAGAAAAGGAACUUGCAAUAAAUAAUCUGCUGCAGAAGAUGAAGCAAAUUGAGAACAACCGCAAAGAUGUAACACAAGAAAUCAAAAAGCUGAAUGAGAAACUAGGAAAGCUUACAGUGAUAUCAACCAAUUCAACUGAACUAGCGGAUCUCUCAGAUGUAUGCAUUGAGGGGCUAGGCUCUAACAUGAGAUUUCUAAAAGAUAGUGUCACAGUUAACCAUUUAGCAGACUUCCCCAGAUUUAUGAGGCCUACUGUUUGUAGCCGAAGUAAAUCAGGAAAUGCUGGAGUAGAAAACCAAGUCUUAAAGAGUAGAGCAUUGCUUCCUCCUAGAAAAGGAAAAAGAUCCUUCCACUGUGCCAAGCCUGUGGCUUUUCCCGUAGAAGAAACAUCAGAAUGUUAUUCAGAGAGCAGUAUUUCCAGAACUAGCUGCCUUGUUGGUCCAAAUACGAAAUUCAGUGCAGAUAAUGAGACAGAAUUCAGCCAUGACACAUCUGAUAGUGACAUAAAGGUGGCAGUUUUUACGAAACACAAUUUAUCAGAAAGAGAUUCAAAGCAUAAAAUGUUUAAUCUGAGACCCAGCAGGGAGAACCAUGCAAAUACAAUGGAAAAAGUAUCAACCCAAAACCACUCAAAGGUUGAUAAUUGGCUUCAACUUCACAAGUAUGAAUCAAAUACAAAUAGGUGCACUCAUAAGAACAAAAGAAUUCUUGCGAUACCAAUUCCAGAGAUGAAAGCAAGGGCCAGAGGCAGGAUGGCACAUGAUUUACAUGAUGAACAGGUCCCAGGCAAGGGUUUGAGAAAAAGAAUCGCGAACCAUCAAGAUGCAAAAUCAGCUAAUAUGGAGAAUCAUAUGGAUUUGAGCUCCGAGUUAGAAGCAGAAGCUAAUGUGUCUCAUGCAAUUUCGAAGCGCUUUAUCGAUUAUGAGAAGUCAUAUCCUGCACCUCCAGCCUGCAAUAUUGAUGAAAUAACCAUGAAUGGAACACAAGGUCGAGUAUUUGAUUCAACAACUGAGGUCAGUGAAUGCAGCAAUUUUAGUGCACCUGACGAUUUUAAUGAUCUUAAACUGAUUAUGCCAGACAUUGCAUAUCAAGAAAGAUAUAAUAUGUCAGCAUCUACGGUCAACAGCCAUAGCAUAGGCCUGAUAGAGAGUCCCUCUAGUUCAAAGAAGAAACCAAAUUAUGAACAAAUGCUCAAAAUGGAAGAAGAAAGUAACUUCGAGAAUAUGCAUGUCUCAGGAUGCUUUACAGGAGGAAUAAAGCCCUGCCACUAUGGGCUCAGAUCUCCUAGUGCUUUGUCCAUUUGCAAAGCAAAUCAAAUAGAUUAUUACCUUGAUCCCAAAUUACUUAACAAUACCAGAACCAGAGGAUUCCUUAAUCUUUUGAAACCAAAAGUACAAAUCUUAUUUAGCAGCAUUCUUGUUGCAUUGGGAUUUGCAAGCCUAGGUCUUGGGCAUGACUUCUUCUAUGCUCUGGCUCUCUAAUCAACCUGCUUAUCACAUGCCAAGACCUGAUGCACGUUUGAGUUCGCCUUACGAAAACUCGGCGAUGUAGUUAAUGAAGAGACAGAGAGAUGCCCAACGGCCGCUAGGCAACUUUGAGGCUACAUUCGUGCAACACUGGCACUCAUAGAUUUCUCAGUUGUAAAAAAGUAAGAAAAUAAAAAAGAGAUGCCCAUUGGCUGCGAGGCAACUGUGAGGUUAGAAUCUCAUUCCCCAACUCAAACUGUUGAUAAUGCAGGAAUUACAUAUGGAAGGGAACAAGGCAUUAACAUGUCUUUAUGUGUGGUGGUUCUUUUAAGUGCCAUCUCAAUUCUCAUGAUUCUUCAAAUCAGGGUGAAAGGUCAAUAUGUACAUGUGCCAAAAAUUUGAUCCCAAGAUGUUUAAUAGUAUAUUCAACUCUUUGGAACACCUAGAUAUUGUCCAAGAUGCACCUUACUAGUUUGUAUUAGUAUUCUUAAGUAUCAAAUACACUAAAGAAAAGGAAAGGUCCAAGUUUGCCCCU
Messenger RNA from Nicotiana attenuata, 3358 nucleotides. Its product is annotated as kinesin-like protein KIN-14T. Gene Ontology annotation, biological process: microtubule-based movement. The transcript is spliced from 11 exons. The record is from RefSeq and is a predicted model, not a curated record. Gene Ontology annotation, molecular function: microtubule motor activity; ATP binding; microtubule binding. Lineage: Eukaryota; Viridiplantae; Streptophyta; Magnoliopsida; Solanales; Solanaceae. Bases 1 to 2838 code for a protein of 945 amino acids.